GAAGCGUUUCCGGGGGCGGGAGGCACAGGCUGAGGCUGUCGCUGCCGCGACAGUUUGAGGAGGCCUGACGCUGGCGGCGAAGAGAGUGCCUCGGGCGGGUUAUGUGAGCUCAGAGCCCUUGGCAGAAGUCAGUGUGAUUUAAUUUGAAGCAAAACAGAAAACAGAAAUGGAUCCCUUUUUUUCAUUCAUAUUGCAUUUUGAUGACCAUGCAUAAGGAAGGUUAUUCCAACCCUACGACUUUGCAUUAGAGACUGCCAGCAGCUGUCCUGUUUUAUAUGCCUGCCAGCAAUGGGUAUAAAGGUUCUAAUCUCCAUGUAUCCUCAUUGACACUUGUUAAUGUCUGCUUGGUAGAUUACACCAACCUCAUAGGUUUAUUCUGCCUCAUCAUCAGAAGCUCUUCGAAGACUAAAAUUCCCUCAGCAGUACUAUUCAAGAUUUGUGAUGAAAUGGAGCCUGGAACAAACUCCUUUCGAGUAGAAUUUCCUGAUUUUUCCAGCACUAUUCUGCAGAAACUGAACCAGCAGCGCCAGCAAGGACAAUUAUGUGAUGUCUCCAUUGUUGUCCAGGGCCACAUUUUCCAGGCACACAAAGCCGUUCUUGCUGCCAGUUCACCCUACUUUUGUGACCAAGUACUCCUGAAAAACAGCAGAAGAAUUGUUUUGCCUGAUGUGAUGAACCCAAGAGUGUUUGAGAACAUUCUCCUGUCUAGUUACACAGGCCGCCUAGUAAUGCCUGCUCCAGAAAUUGUAAGUUACUUAACAGCGGCCAGCUUCCUCCAGAUGUGGCAUGUAGUGGAUAAAUGCACUGAGGUUUUAGAGGGAAACCCUACAGUCCUUUGUCAGAAGCUAAAUCAUGGCAGUGACCACCAAUCUCCAAGCAGUAGUAGUUACAACGGCCUGGUAGAGAGCUUUGAGCUAGGCUCUGGGGGCCACACUGAUUUCUCCAAAGCCCAAGAACUGAGGGAUGGAGAGAAUGAAGAAGAAAGCACCAAAGAUGAGCUGUCAUCUCAGAUCACCGAGCAUGAAUACCUGCCCAGCAACUCGUCCACAGAGCAUGACCGACUGAGCACUGAAAUGGCAAGCCAGGAUGGAGAGGAGGGCGCCAGCGACAGUGCUGAGUUCCAUUACACUCGGCCCAUGUAUAGCAAGCCCAGCAUCAUGGCUCACAAACGCUGGAUCCACGUGAAGCCUGAGCGCCUGGAGCAAGCUUGCGAGGGCAUGGACGUACACGCGGCCUACGAUGAGCACCAGGUUACUGAGUCUAUCAAUACCAUGCAGAUGGAGCACUCGGUCCAGCCUUCGGGCGUGGAGGAGGAUUUUCACAUCAGGGAGAAGAAAGUCGAAGCAGAGUUUGAUGAACAAGCUGAUGAAAGCAAUUAUGAUGAGCAAGUGGAUUUCUAUGGCUCUUCCAUGGAAGAGUUUUCCGGAGAGAGGUCAGAUGGGAAUCUAAUUGGGCACAGACAGGAGGCUGCUCUUGCAGCAGGCUACAGUGAGAAUAUUGAAAUGGUGGCAGGGAUUAAAGAAGAAGCAUCUCACUUAGGAUUCUCAGCCACUGACAAGCUGUAUCCUUGUCAGUGUGGUAAAAGUUUCACCCACAAGAGUCAGAGAGAUCGACACAUGAGCAUGCACCUCGGUCUUCGGCCUUAUGGCUGUGGUGUCUGUGGUAAGAAAUUCAAAAUGAAGCACCAUCUCGUGGGCCACAUGAAAAUUCAUACGGGCAUAAAGCCAUAUGAGUGUAAUAUCUGUACAAAGAGAUUUAUGUGGAGGGACAGUUUCCAUAGGCAUGUGACUUCUUGUACUAAGUCCUAUGAAGCUGCAAAGGCGGAGCAGAAUACAACUGAGGCUAACUAAAAAUAGGAUCUGGCCCUUGAGUGGCAUGCACAAAAAUAAACUAUGGUAAUUAAUGCAAAUCUGGGCACAGAUGAUGCGUGCUACUUGCUAUUAUGAGAAAAGCUUUAAAAAAAAAAAAAAAAAAGAAGAUAUUUCUGAAAGACCAGCUCUAAGUAGGCCAAUUAAAAAAACUAAUUCCUCAAAUUUGUAUGUUCAGCCCUGGCUUGGAAUGGAUAGUGGUGAUAUGUUAACCCACUGCCCAGCUGGUGAGGGAAACCUUCAAGCCAGUUGUGAUUGAGGCAGGCAAACUUGAUGGAGAGACCUGCACUUGGAACUGGACUCCAGCCCACCAGUUCCAUUUCAGGUGGCAGCAGCAUUGGUCAUUCAUUAUUACAAGGUCAUGUUGAAUUUUGUUUUGUUUGCUUUUACUAUACAUACUUAGGUAAUGUGGAUUUGUUUCAGUAGCUGCUUCACGGAAUGAAAUGCUACUUAGGUAAAAACUACAAAUAAUAUUUCUAGGAUGAGAAAUUGUCUGGUUUUAUUCUUAAGGAUAUUUGAACUAAAACUAUGGAGAUACUAGGAGGAUGAUAUUCCAAGUCUGAAAUAACAUGGUACAAGCUUCAGUUUCUGUCAGAUGCCACUGUCAUGUUUCGUUCUUUGAUAAGGCACAGUUUUGUGUUAAUACUAAAGUUGAGUUGAACUCUUGUAUCCUGUAAUUCUUUGAGGUGCCAGAGGUAAGUGUUUCUAAUUGGUUUGCUGCCCCACAUGCUUUCUAAUUGUAGCAUAUCCAUGCAGUGGGUUCUGCUCUGUCUGGCAGAGUGGUCAGAGGACCACGGUACGCAGAGCACCCCAUCUGUUGCUCUUAGUUUAUGGUGCUUCUCAACAAGGGCAGCCAGUGACCACCAUUCAUGGGAAGGAGCCAGAAGUCACCGCUGAGAGUUACCUGUGGACUUGAGGAGUUAACAGAGUGCUCCAGGAACACUCCCAUUUUCAAAGUGAGAGUUGAGGAAAAGCAUAAUCUUAGGAGUGUGGAGGGGAGGCUGAAACUGCCCAAGGAGAGUCUUGAAAAUACACUGGUGGGGGGGUGUUUUCGGAGGGGUACACUGAGCUAAUACUGCCUGUUCUUUAUAUGUGCUGGAAUGUAUGGUAAAAUGGGAAUGAAGGAGUCCUAAUUUUAGCAAAAUAUUCUACAGAUUCAUGCUCCCAAGUGACAGAUAAAAAGCUGCACAAAUUUACAAGUCUACACCUAGCAAAAAAGCAAGAAAAGCAGCUAUGCUGACCUUUUCUACUGAUUGGUCAGAUGUUUUAGGUUCAAAAGAAGGCAUAUAUUCAGAAUGCUUUUAAACUGUGCGACAUACCAGCGUAGGACAGGGUGCUAUAUUACAUCACCUUCCCAUAAAAUUAGGGUGUAUUCCAAGUAGGAAAUUUUUUUUCCUUAAAAUAAAAAUGCUUUCUGUUGGAUUUGGGGUGAAGUUUUUUUUUUUUAAAGUUUGGCUUUGCUCUAAUAUGAUAAGCAUUGCUGGCAACUGUCUCUUAACCCUUAAGCUCCUAACGAAGGCGUUUACCUGUUGAACAUUACCUGGAAAGGGGAAAGAAUACUUAUCUACCAGUUAAUUCUUGUAAUCAAGAUUACAAAACAGGGAUCUAUUCACUAACACUGUAUCAUUCUCAAUAUAUAAAAAGCACUUUGUAUUUAAAACUUUAUUACAAAUAUAUAUAUAUAUAUAUAGUUUUUUUAUCCUAGAAACUAGAUAUUACUUCUUGGUUGUUUGCCACAUUAAUAUCAUCUUCUCUUAGUGUUGAAACUUGCCAGUUAACAGUCCUUUCUCUGUGUACCUGACAGAGUGUAUAAAGGUGACUGUACAAUCAAAACUCAGUUGCUCUUUUUCUCAUGGUAGAGGCCCAUGGGUUUUAAGUAUAAUCCUGGCCAUUAUGUUUGAGAAGUUCUUUCUUUUAUUGCUCCUACAAAUUUCCAUGUUAAGACAGUGAAGCCAUUCCAUUCUGCCAAAAGCUGAUCACUGCUCCCAUGGUAUUAGCAAAACAGUUUCUGCCGUCGAGAGGGUCCAGUGUGCUGUUUCCUAUUAAAAGUUGCAUUUAAAUGAGCAUUGGGGCAUUUGAGGAGAAGAGUCUGAGAGGUAAAAUAAAAAUAUUCUGGGAGAACCGUGGUUCUUCAGUGAUGCUGACUCAGCACCCUGGUUCUAAGUGGUAACAAAGAACCUUUGUUCAUCCAGGAGUAUGGCCAGCCCCUAGGCGACAGUUGGGAAGCAUUCAGUUGUGCCGGGACUUAUUUAAUGUGUUUGAAGAAUAUCUAAUUGAAAUCCAUAUAUGUGUAUCAGCUGCUAAGUAUAGAACUUAAAUAAGUUCCUCACAUCUGUUGUCUUUAAUUUUGUGUGGUAGUUGGGCUGUUCAUUGGUCAGCCAGACUGAGGUGGUUUAGUAUCUGAGAUGCUGGCCGUGUUCAGGAGGCUGGGAAAGGGAUCACCUUAGUCCAGACAUUCAAAGUGAGCAUUCAUAAGUUCUACUUUUUAGGAUUAAGAGACCAUACUGCAUUCCUGCCUCUCUUCCCCACACCUGGGCUGCAGUGAUAGUCUGUCCCCUUAGAAGAAACAGCUUUAGGAAAUUCUUAUCCUUCCAGUUGAGUUUAGGUAAUUCUGGGUGACAGUUUUUAAAGUCUUUCAAGGAUUGUUUCAGUGGCCUACAACCAAGGUAUUUGUCCCUUACUUUGAGUCUUGUUUUUUUUUUCCCCAGUCCCUGUGGGAAAAGGCUUCAAGAUACCAUCAAUGGCAUUUAAUGUUCUACAAUAUCAUGCCUUUAAUUUUAGGGGACACGUCACCGUAAUUCACUUGGUAGUGAGGUCUCACUGUCCAACUAAGACUGUAACUGCAUACUGUGGUUGCCCUCCCCUCAGCUCCUAGAUUUCUCAGCUCAUUCUGAUUUCUAGCUCUCUAGUUCCUUUAGACCACUCUUUGCUUUAAAGGAGUUUGCACAAAAAGGUUUCCUCCAUUCUCAUGAGCAUUUGCUGUACUUCACUGACCCUGGGCAGGCCUCCAGCUAUUUGGGAAAGCCAUGUGCUCCAAGUAGCUCCUUUCUACAGAGGCUGCCACCCCUAGAACUGCAGUGGAAGGGAGGUUGAGGCACAGCAGGCUGUGUACUGUCCUGGGGGAGUAUUUGCUGCAGCUUCAGGUGGGGUGGAGAGGGCAUCUCUGCCUCAACUCCAGGAGUUUGCUCGUGGGAGCUCUCUGACACUUAAGGAGUGCUGGAAGCCAAGCCCCCUCUAUGUGUGCCACUGAUUUUUGUAAUUUAGGUUGCUUUCAUGAGUGACUUUGUUCAGUGAAACCAGGGUUUGUUCACUGUUUCUUCUUUGCUAUUACACAUUUAAAGGUACAAGUUUCUUAUUUCAUAUCUCUACUGAUAGUGCCCUUUGGGAAGAUGCUGGAACACAUUUUGCAAAUGUGACUUUGUUUUUUUAAUUUUGCUUGAAGUCUGUGUUAUGUCAGUUGCUGCUGCCUUCUUUUCUUUUAUGAGGUUCCCGAUGUUUCUUCCAGAAAAUUACUUUAUUUAUGCAAGUCAGGUGACUCUUAGGCCGCAAAACCAUUUGAUGAUGGACAGAUGAUCAUUAGGUACAUAUCUUAUUGAUAUUUUGUGAAAUGUUAUGCCUGUGUUGCAAAAGUUGAAUAGUUUUUGUCUUUAUAUAAUUGCUGUCUUCAGUGUACAGCAUGGUUUUACUUAAUUGAAUGUUACUGUUUAAUAUUUUCUUCUUAUAGAAGAGCUCAUGCCCUUUUGUAUGACAUGUUUUAAUAAAUGUUAUCUGUCAAUUUUGUAAAA
Cavia porcellus (domestic guinea pig) is the source of this 5653-nucleotide messenger RNA. RefSeq names its product zinc finger and BTB domain containing 43 (gene Zbtb43). The transcript has 5 exons. The coding region runs from base 276 to 1850 and encodes 524 amino acids. Gene Ontology annotation, biological process: regulation of transcription by RNA polymerase II. The record is from RefSeq and is a predicted model, not a curated record. Lineage: Eukaryota; Metazoa; Chordata; Mammalia; Rodentia; Caviidae. Gene Ontology annotation, molecular function: RNA polymerase II cis-regulatory region sequence-specific DNA binding; protein binding; DNA-binding transcription factor activity, RNA polymerase II-specific.